GGAGUUAUAAGAUUUUGAAUGAAUUUAUAAAAAAAUAAAAAAAAUACAUUAAAUAAAUAAAUCCUAAACAAUUUUUAAAACUAAAACACCGUAUGAUUACGAAUCUACGAUGCUUGGCUCUUGAUUUCUAUGGUGGAAAAUGCAAUGCUUCUAAAACAAGAAGAAAGUUCCCAUCUUUCUCCCUCUAUCGACUUGUAGCUCUGUGCUCUGCUUCACCUUCUCCAAACAAGAGAGAGAAAGAGGGAAAGACUGCAGCGCACACUAGCGCCAGGCCAUUCUUUUCUUCUCUGGUUCGGUUUCAUGAAUUCUGCUCUCUCUACUCUCUCUUUCCUCGAAGGUCGCUUCGUUCACACGGCAUCCGAUUAGAGAGAGAGAGAGAGAGAGAACGAUUGGAUUCGAGCAAUCUUUCUCUUUCUAACUCUGGCGGACCUCAAAGGAACCCUAGCGUUCAUUGUUGCUUCAAUCUCUACUCGUUUAGCGGAUCGUUUUGACUUUAAAUCGAAAAAGAAGAAGAGAAGAGGGGUUUACCGUGUGAAGAUGCUUUGGAUUAUGAGAUUGUCCUGGUUUUUCUUCGCUGCAAUGGUGAUGGUUGUUUUCUCUCCAUCUCUUCAUUCAUUUCCACCGGCUGAAGCCAUUAGAUCAUCUAAUCUUCGGUUUUCAAGUCAGAUUACAGCCGUUGAUUCCCUCAAUCGAUUGUCUUUCAGGAAGGCAACUGCAUUCCGUAAUGCAGAGGAAUGCAGUUCCAAUGACCGCAAAAUAUUGGGGAAAACAGAUGUCUGCGAUCCCUCUCUCGUUCACGUCGCGAUUACUCUCGAUGUCGAGUACCUUCGAGGUUCAAUCGCUGCCGUCCAUUCGAUUCUUCGGCAUUCUUUGUGUUCCGAGAACAUAUUCUUUCACUUUCUCGUUUCAGAGACCAAUCUCGAAACCCUAGUCCGAUCCACUUUCCCUCAAUUAAAGUUCAAAGUCUAUUACUUCGAUCCGGAGAUUGUGCGGAGCCUGAUCUCGACUUCGGUUAGGCAAGCACUAGAACAGCCUCUAAAUUACGCAAGGAAUUACUUAGCCGAUCUACUCGAGACCUGUGUUCGCAGAGUUAUAUACUUGGACUCUGAUCUCGUAGUCGUCGACGAUAUCUGGAAGCUAUGGAGUACAAGCUUGGGAGGUAAGACCAUCGGAGCUCCGGAGUACUGUCACGCCAACUUCAGCAAGUAUUUCACGGCGAGUUUUUGGUCUGACAAUCGGUUUUCCGGCACGUUCGCCGGCCGGAGCCCUUGCUACUUCAACACCGGAGUGAUGGUGAUGGAUCUGGAGAAGUGGAGGCGGUUCGGGUACACGAAGCGGAUCGAGAGGUGGAUGCAGAUCCAGAAGAGUGGUCGGAUCUACGAGCUCGGCUCGCUCCCGCCGUUCCUGCUGGUCUUCGCUGGACACGUGGCGGCCAUCGAGCACCGGUGGAAUCAACACGGCUUGGGCGGAGAUAACUUGAGAGGUAGUUGUCGUGACCUACACGCCGGUCCGGUGAGCCUCCUUCACUGGAGCGGGAGUGGCAAGCCGUGGCUCAGGCUCGACUCCAAACAAUCGUGCCCAUUGGACUCUCUUUGGUUACCUUACGACUUGUACGAACACUCACCGUGAAAAUGUAGAUCGGACUUGCCGGUAAAGUUUCUCAGUUACUUUUUUAAUUUUUUUUUUAUUAUGUUCUCAUCACCAUUUUACAAUUGUUUGUUUAUAUUUUUCUCGUAUUUUAUUUAUCUUUCAAUUUUUGAUUUUUCUUCUAUCUUC
Camellia sinensis is the source of this 1776-nucleotide messenger RNA. The record is from RefSeq and is a predicted model, not a curated record. Lineage: Eukaryota; Viridiplantae; Streptophyta; Magnoliopsida; Ericales; Theaceae.